This is a messenger RNA of Musa acuminata subsp. malaccensis (wild Malaysian banana), 970 nucleotides long. Its product is annotated as chloride conductance regulatory protein ICln-like. Gene Ontology annotation, biological process: spliceosomal snRNP assembly; mRNA cis splicing, via spliceosome; chloride transport. NCBI's taxonomy places the organism in Eukaryota, Viridiplantae, Streptophyta, Magnoliopsida, Zingiberales, Musaceae. The record is from RefSeq and is a predicted model, not a curated record. Gene Ontology annotation, cellular component: plasma membrane; spliceosomal complex; methylosome.
ACUCGCGGCUUUGCGAAACCAAAAGCUUGAAGAGCGGCGGGACAGUGAUACUGCUCGCAGUGGGUGACAAAAAACGGGACGACACCGCCAUGGGUUUAGGACUGCAACACUUCGAUGACCGCGUUGGCGAUGGGAUCGGACAUCCCCGGUUAGACUCCGAAUCCGGCGAGGAGCUGCUGCGCGUCGAGCCGGGCGUCGCCAUCGCACUCGGCUCCCGACCUCUGGAAUCCCGCGGAACACUCUAUAUCUCCACCAGGAGGGUGAUUUGGUUGAGCGACGUAGACAAGGUGAAAGGAUAUGCGGUGGAUUUCCUGUCGGUUUCCCUCCACGCAGUGUCGAGGGAUCCAGAGGCAUUCCCGUUGCCCUGCAUCUACGCUCUGAUCGAGACCGAAGAUCGUGAGGUGUCUGAAAGCUCAGAUUCAGAGCGUCAUGACAAUUUAGAACUUUCAAAUGUCACUGAAAUAAGACUUGUACCAUCUGGUCCUGGUCAGUUGGAUACUCUUUUUGACGCUUUAUGUCAAUGUGCUAAACUAAACCCUGAGCCUUGUCAAGAAGGAGAGGAAGAAAAUAGCUGGUUUUUUGGCGAUGAAGAAACGGCUGAUAAUGGAAGUGAUUCAGAGUGGCAGCUUUCAGAAAAUCAUGCCAAACCCAUUGGUUAUGCUUAUGGAGAUCAUGACUUAGCUCAUGCAAUGCAUGAGCUUCAAAUCAACGAUCAGCGGUUUGAGGAUGCAGAUGAAGCGGAAACUGAGUCUCAUAACGAUCAUACAUGAGUUACUAAAGACAAUACACGCAGCUUGUAAUCUGUGAUGCAUCAGAAUUGCUGUUAACUACAGUUGAUAACAUUGGAUGCUCAGUAAAAUGUGAAAUUAAAUAGGUUCAACCUACUUGAAUCUUCAUGGAAGAUGUCGCUUUUGGUCAAGAAUGUGUUUUUGGUACCGGUGAUUAUUCCAUUGUGAUUCAGCAUCAACAA